Molecule: messenger RNA, 1965 nt
Organism: Aspergillus wentii DTO 134E9
Lineage: Eukaryota; Fungi; Ascomycota; Eurotiomycetes; Eurotiales; Aspergillaceae
Exons: 6
Coding region: 1-1965 (654 amino acids)
Source: RefSeq, a predicted model, not a curated record
AUGUCUCAUUUUGAUGAGAGUUUCUUCCCAGGGUAUGAGCAACCCCCCGGCACCGGCUCAUACUCUGACCCAGAGGCUGGCUCUGACGGCUUUCGAUCUGAUAAUACUAUAAACUGGGCCAUGAUUUCUGGACUCGGCAACAUCAAUGCUGGCCAAGAAGAACUGGUGACGCCUCAUCAGGAUACCUUCGAGGGCUGUAUGCCUUUGAUCAACACAAUUAUUCCUGCACAGAUGUACAGUGGCGUUCCGCUUGCAAAUGGUAGUGAACAUGGUUCAAGCGUUGCUGGAAACCCGGCAGAUGUUGAUGAUUUCGCUGUGAGCUCGAAUUCCUCAGCGCCAGGAUCGAGCCCUCCAAUUUUUCCUGGUCAUUUCCCUUUUGCGGAAAACUUGGCUGGUGAUACCUCCAACAAUGGUAGCCCCAUUGAUCCAAAUCACUUCGAGGUGCCAGCGUAUCCCCAUCCUGGACUUCCUCACGAAUGGAAUGUGCCUCCAGCCGGUGGAAACUACGACGGUCUCCCCAGAAAUGACUUGGAAGGGCAGUCCACUAAUUUCGACCAAACCAACCAAUUCGUCAGCCAUGAACGGCCGCAGCCCAUUCAUUUCAAUCAAUUCAACCAAUUUACCGGUUAUCAGCAUUCAAAUGUUGCUUACGCCUCCACGGCACCCCCAUCCAUCGCAGCCUGUGACGGAAAUCAAGACUUCCAGCAACAAGAAACAAAGGAGCAACCAGAACCACAGGAGCCACAGGAGCCACCCGUUAGCAAAGCAGGUGUCAGUCCUAUCAAAUUUCCUACCUUCGCUCAGUUGAUGGACCCUGAUAGAUACAAUGUUGACACCGGCACCCGGUUUUCUUCUGUUCACGAAGCUAACGCCGCAAGCCGUAACAAUGAGCCGCCUCCUUAUGAUCCUACCAUUCCUGAAACUGUGAAACAGCAUAGAGCAUUCGUCAAAACCUUGUGCAAUGCAAUGAAGAGCAUUGAGUAUGCAGAGGACAAUCCAGGCAUGAUUAAACCAUUCGCAGAUGGAAAAUACCCAGAUCAGAGAAUUGAGACUGUCUGCUGGAACCUUCUUGAUCUAUGUAUCUCUCGCCACACAUGUGGCCCACUGCUGGCGAUAUUUGGAAUAAAGUCCAAGCAGAGUGGUGAUCUCGCUACCUUCGCGCAGAGAGUCACGAAGGUCAUUGAAUGCCUUGCUACCCAUAAGACUAUUUGCAAGCACCUGCUCGACCCCGUUUACAUUUACCAGUUCUUGGAUGAUCCCGUUGCUGCCCAAAAGCGCGUCAUAGCCAACAAAACUUUGAACAAACGCAAAGGUGCCGUCAUGAAUGCUGGAAAGCAGGCGCUGGGUGACAGUGGCAGACCCAAAUCCGCAGCCAGCAACACCAAAUCCAUUUCGAUUCAGGACCACCUGCUAGAACAACCGGUCGUCGGACCCGCAACGAGCUACAGCACGCCUAUUAAAAACACAGACAGCCAAGAGCGUGCGCUUACCCCUGACGGCCUUCCUCGUACGAUUGGUUCCAUUAGACUGAACUCGUCUCCCGUGCUUGACGAAAAGUCUGCCUCUCCAGUUUCUCAGCGCAUGGUGACAGGAACAUCGUCUUACCACGCCACACCCAACCUCAGACAGACCGUGCAGACUGCUGGACCAAACCACCAGGUUUUCACUCCCAGAUCCAUGCCACACAGCUUUCCAGCCCAGAUGCACGGUCGUCGCAUGACUGCCCCGACAUCUCACCCUAGACCCGAUAUAUCUUUCGCUUCAGCGCCUUCGACCCCAUCCCACGUCCGCAGUGGAUCUGGCAAUAUUUGCAUCACCCCGAAUGGCAUGAUGGGCAACAGCAUUCGCAAUCCUUACAUGGCUCCCGUGACUCCCACCAGACAGUCAAGCAACCGUCGCAAGCGUCCUACCUCUGAAGUGGAUGACCUUGAUGAGUGCCCUUCUCCGGAGAAGAAGCAGCGCUAA